ACGAGCAGAAGGAACGGUUGAGAUCGAGAGAGAUGCAUCUCAGUGAGAACGAAGGGAUCGAUGGGAAGCGCUUCGUGGUGACGGGAGGGCUAGGGUUUGUGGGUUCUUCUCUGUGCCUCGAGCUCGUCCGGCGCGGCGCCGGCGAGGUUCGCUCUUUGGAUCCCCGAAUCUCUUCGCCUUGGUCCUCUGAUCUCCUCAGUAGUGGCGUCGUUUGCAUCCAAGGGGAUGUGACCAAGAAGAAGGAUGUUGAGAAAGCUUUGCGAGGUGUGGAUUGUGUUUUUCAUCUUGCUUCCUAUGGCAUGUCAGGGAAGGAGAUGCUCCAAUCCGGCCGUGUUGAUGAAGUUAACAUUAAUGGAACAUGCAACAUAUUGGAAGUCUGCCAUGAGUUUGGAGUCAGAAGACUUGUGUAUGUGAGUACAUACAAUGUGGUAUUUGGGGGAAAAGAGAUUGUUAAUGGGAAUGAAUCACUGAAGUAUUUUCCGAUUGAUGACCACGUUGAUGCAUAUGGGCGCAGCAAAUCAAUUGCAGAACAACUGGUUCUUAAGAAUAAUGGCCGCCCCUCGAAGAAAAAUAACGAUGCUCAUCUGUAUACUUGUGCGAUACGCCCAGCUGCUAUUUAUGGACCAGGAGAAGAGAGGCAUCUCCCAAGAAUACUCUCUCUUGCCAAGAUGGGUCUGGUAUUCUUCAAAGUUGGUGACCCAAGUGUGAAGACAGAUUGGGUCCAUGUAGACAACCUAGUGCUUGCUCUUAUCUUAGCAAGUAUGGGGCUUUUAGAUGAUAUACCUGGUAGAGAAGGACAUCCUGUUGCAGCUGGGCAACCAUAUUUCAUAUGUGAUGGAGCUCCUGUCAAUAGUUUUGAAUCCAUUGUUAGCCCUAUUCUGCAGAGCUUAGGAUACAAGGUGCCAAAGAUAACAAUUGACGUAAAACACGCAUUGUUUAUGUCCAGAAUUUUCUUGGUCAUAUAUACUAUGUUGUAUCCAUGGCUUAAUCGCUGGUGGCUUCCCCAGCCUCUUCUUCUUCCUGCUGAAGUUUACAAGAUUGGUGUGACACAUUACUUCUCCAUUCUAAAAGCGAGGGAGGAACUUGGCUUUGUACCUAUGGUGAGUCCUCGAGAUGGUCUGGCUGCAACGAUUGCAUACUGGCAAGAGAGAAAGAGGAGGGAGUUAGAUGGGCCAACCAUCUUCGCAUGGCUGUUUGUGAUCAUUGGAAUGUCUGCUGUGUUCUGUGCAGCUUAUUUGCCCCCUAUUGGACCAUUGAAGUGGGUACACGCCCUCAAUCUUUUUGUGUUCCGUUCCUAUUCAGUUAUCAGAUUCGUCUUCCUUGUGUCGGUAGUCUUUCAUUUCGGAGAGGGUGCGUAUGCAUGGUAUCUAUCAAGAAGAGUUGAUCCGAAAAACUCGAAAGGGUGGUUUUGGCAGACUUUUGCCCUAGGAAUCUUCUCUCUCAGGUAUCUCCUCAAAAGGGCUAGAGAUUGAGAUGAGCUUGCUGCUAAACUGGUAACUCUUGUGUUCUUAUGUGUACCUUUUGUAUUUGGUGGGUGAGAAUAAUAUUAUACUAUUUACCAUCAUAAGUGCAAUGACAUUUGAAAAAUGAGCUUAGUCUCAUCAUCUGAAAGUGGUGUUACAAUGAAUGAUUUGCUCUUUA
Molecule: messenger RNA, 1641 nt
Organism: Dioscorea cayenensis subsp. rotundata (Guinea yam)
Lineage: Eukaryota; Viridiplantae; Streptophyta; Magnoliopsida; Dioscoreales; Dioscoreaceae
Product: short-chain dehydrogenase/reductase family 42E member 1
Exons: 5
Coding region: 33-1472 (479 amino acids)
Biological process (GO): steroid biosynthetic process
Molecular function (GO): 3-beta-hydroxy-Delta5-steroid dehydrogenase (NAD+) activity
Source: RefSeq, a predicted model, not a curated record